Drosophila eugracilis is the source of this 2065-nucleotide messenger RNA. RefSeq names its product DNA mismatch repair protein Mlh1 (gene Mlh1). Gene Ontology annotation, molecular function: ATP binding; ATP-dependent DNA damage sensor activity; mismatched DNA binding. The record is from RefSeq and is a predicted model, not a curated record. The transcript is spliced from 2 exons. Lineage: Eukaryota; Metazoa; Arthropoda; Insecta; Diptera; Drosophilidae. Bases 6 to 2000 code for a protein of 664 amino acids. Gene Ontology annotation, biological process: mismatch repair. Gene Ontology annotation, cellular component: MutLalpha complex.
GCGCCAUGUCGGUGUGUUUGGAGCCCGGGGUUAUCCGGAAAUUGGAUGAGGUGGUGGUUAAUCGGAUUGCUGCCGGGGAGAUUAUCCAGCGACCCGCCAACGCCUUAAAAGAGCUACUUGAGAAUAGUUUGGAUGCUCAGUCAAGUCACAUUCAAGUUCAGGUCAAAGCCGGUGGACUGAAGUUACUUCAGAUCCAAGAUAAUGGUACUGGAAUACGUCGUGAGGAUCUGUCCAUCGUUUGCGAGCGCUUCACAACCUCCAAGUUGUCCCGCUUUGAGGACUUGGCGCAGAUAGCCACAUUUGGAUUCAGAGGUGAAGCCCUGGCCAGCAUCAGUCAUGUGGCGCACCUUAGCAUCCAGACCAAGACAGCAAAAGAGAAAUGCGGCUAUAAGGCCAACUAUGCGGAUGGGAAGCUCCAGGAUCAGCCGAAACCGUGUGCGGGAAAUCAAGGAACCAUCAUCUCCAUCGAAGAUCUGUUCUAUAAUAUGCCACAAAGGAGACAAGCACUCCGUUCACCGGCCGAAGAGUUUCAACGACUGUCUGAUGUUCUGGCUAGGUACGCUAUCCACAAUCCUCGUGUGGGCUUUACCCUCCGCAAGCAGGGCGAGGCACAACCCGCUUUGAGAACUCCAACGGCCAGUUCCCGGUCCGAGAACAUUCGUAUUAUAUACGGGGCAGCCAUUGCCAAGGAGCUCCUAGAGUUUAGCCACCGGGAUGAGAUGUUCAAGUUCGAGGCCGACUGUCUGAUCACUCAAGUCAACUACUCGGCGAAAAAGAGCCAGAUGCUGCUGUUCAUCAACCAGCGCCUGGUGGAGUCGCCAGCUCUGAAGACCGCUGUGGACUCUGUAUAUGCCACUUACCUGCCGCGUGGUCAUCAUCCCUUUGUCUACAUGAGCCUUACCUUGCCACCCCAAAAUCUAGAUGUGAAUGUCCAUCCCACCAAGCACGAAGUGCAUUUCCUUUACCAGGAUGAGAUUAUAGAGCGGCUCAAAGAGCAGGUAGAAGCUCGUCUUCUGGGAAGCAAUUCCACAAGGUCUUUUUACAAACAGUUGCGCCUACCAGGAGCUCCAGAUCUGGAUGAAACCCAGUCGGCGGAUAAAACGCAGCGCAUCUACCCCAAGGAACUGGUUCGCACCGAUUCCAAUGAGCAAAAGCUGGAUAAGUUCUUAGUGCCAGUGGUGAAAAGUGAACCAGGUGUGUCCCCGAGUUCCUCUCAGGAGACUCAACCUCUGCCAGAGGAAAGUUUUCGUGUCACAGCUGUCAAGAAAUGCCGAGAAGUACGACUAAGCAGCGUGCUAGACAUGAGAAAGCGAUCGGAGAGGCAAUGCAGCGUUCAGCUCAGAGGCAUACUCAAGAACCUGGUCUAUGUGGGCUGUGUGGACGAGCGGCGAGCAUUGUUCCAGCAUGAAACUCGUCUUUUUCUCUGCAAUACCCGCUCUUUUAGUGAGGAACUCUUCUAUCAGCGACUGAUCUACGAGUUUCAAAACUGUUCAGAGAUCAAACUAAAUCCGCCACUGUCUGUCACGGAGCUCCUGAUGCUGUCGCUGGACAGUGAAGCUGCUGGCUGGACACCCGAGGAUGGCGAUAAAACUGAACUAGCGGCCAGUGCUGCUGAAAUCCUUCUUAAAAAGGCGCCUAUCAUGCGAGAAUAUUUUGGUCUGCGGAUCUCAGAGGAGGGAAUGCUCGAGUCUCUCCCAAGUCUGGUACCUCAGCACCGACCUAGUGUGUCUCAUUUGCCAGUCUACUUGCUCCGCUUGGCCACCGAAGUGGAUUGGGAGCAGGAAGCUCGUUGUUUCGAGAAUUUCUGCAGGGAAACAGCUCGAUUUUAUUCGCAGUUGGACUGGCAGGAAGGCUUGGCUGCGGGACAUCCGAGAUGGACCAUGGAACACGUUUUAUUUCCAGCCUUUAAGAAGUAUCUUCUGCCACCACCACGUCUCAAGGAUCAGAUAUUCGAACUUACCAAUCUACCCACGCUGUACAAGGUUUUCGAAAGGUGUUAGUUUAAAAUUGUUCUAUGGCUUUAAGCUUUUUUAAUAAUAAAUAUGCAUGGUUUUAAGACUAGAAA